Messenger RNA from Parnassius apollo (apollo), 1401 nucleotides. The record is from the annotation of a GenBank genome assembly. Lineage: Eukaryota; Metazoa; Arthropoda; Insecta; Lepidoptera; Papilionidae.
AUGGAUGAGCUAAGUGUGAAUGCUGAAAAAAAUAUUAAAGCCGGGUUUAGAAAAUGUGGGAUUGUCCCAUUAGAUGCUAACCAAGUUCUAGCAAGGCUUCCUCUGCAAGAAGAGGACGGAGAGGUAAAGAAAAAAGCUAUGAAUGAUAGUGUUUUAACAUUGUUAAAAGAAAUGCGCUAUGGAUCCAUGAAUAUUAGAGAAUCCCAAAAGAAGAAAAAUUUGGAGCCAGGAAGAAGUAUAGACAAUGGUGAAAACAGAAAUUGCGAUAUCAAAAUAUGCAGUGAAAGCAAAGAAAUAAAUGACGAUAAUAUAUUUGAGGUACCGGUUGGAUUACACGAUCCUGAUGUAGUGAGUCCUGAACCUUUUGAUUUUUCCAUUGAAGAAAUGCCAAUAAUUUUUGUUGAAAAUUUCGAUUGCCAAGAAAUUGAUUUGAGAACUGUUGAUGAAGACCAAAAGAACCAAAACACAAUAUUUAAAGAAAGGUGGUUCAGACUUAUAAACAAUUAUUUAUUUUAUUUUAAAAUAAGUGAAAUGGGGAAAUUUGAUACAAAAAAUCCUGCUGGUGUUUUUGUUAUGGAAAAUUCUUCAAUUCAGAUGGAACAUGGACAGAGUAUAUCUUUCUCUUUUUCUAUAUCAUUUAUAGAUGAACCUGAAAAGCGACAUAUUUUCGCAGCACGUUCUGAAGACAAUGUUGUACAGUGGGUAAUGAAACUACGACAGUGCUCUUAUGAAUACUUGAGAAACCGUUUGCACACACUUCAGUCAAAGAUUUAUUCAAUUACUGGCAAGGAUCCCUUGUUGCUGGUUCCAAGAAAUGAAGGUGCCUGUCUGUGGGCUCCAUCAGUGCCUUUUUCAACUACUCCAGCUUGUUCAGUAAACACCAGUUCUUUUAGCUGCCAUCUUCAUACCAAUGGUGCUUUCACACUCGAACGGAGCAAGUCGGAUGUUCAAGCGUACAAACUUUUACACGCGGAGUAUUCAAAACAGGCAGUUUUCUAUACUGAUGAACAAGACAAAGAAAGUGAUUCAAAAGAUGUUAGUAAUAGUCAAGGAUUCGCAUUAGAGAAAAGCAAAACAUCGGCGGUAUUUGCAUCAACUUUAAAUCCUGUCGAUCUAUCAAUUUUUGAUAACCGACCUACGUACUCUCGCGCCGCACCAAGUCCUCCUGUUAGAACCAAAUAUUCACCUGGAAGUCGGCGAGCAGAAAUAGGUCAAGAUGUGCGGGUGUUUGCCGAACAAGGAAAAUACUUGGGUGUAACUGGUAUUUUAGACGAGAUUCCAAUACCGCCUAGAAGGAAGUUGUCACCUAAGCCUACAGAAAAGCAUGAAGUCAAUGUAGAAAAUAACACUAGUAAAGAAAAUUUAUCUGAGACAAUAACGGAAGAUCUUAUUAAAUUUUGA